AUGGGCGCCGGCACGCCCCACCCGGCUGCGGUGCUGCUGCUGGCGCUCCUCGCCGGCCCCAGCGCAGCUGCGGCAGCGGCAGCAGCGGCGGCGGCCGCAGCCGGUCCCUCCAUCAUGCCCGGCGGCCUCGAUCUCGGGGAGGCCCUGCUGACAUACAAGAACCUCCUGCAGCGCGCCCGCGCCGAGCGCCGCGCGGCGCCGGGCGGCGCGGCGUCCGACGCCGCACUCCUCGCGUCGCCCGUGUCGCGCCUUGAGGUCUCGCCGCCGCCGGAGAAGAUCAUCCCCCUGCCCCUGGGCUUCGGCUACGUCAACGCGACCUACUACUCGCGCCCGAAGACCGAGCCGACGGGCUGCGGGGCCGGGUCCAACGACCGGACGUGCGGGCACCCGUUCUCCCUUGACGCGCAGCGAUACGUCGCCACUAUGGAGGAGCUCGUGGUUCCCAAGGGCUACCCCCUUGAGGCCUACGAAGUCACCACACAGGACGGAUACAUCCUGACCCUGUACAGGAUUCCCCACGGAAAGUAUCGCAGCACGCAGCGCGGCCCCAAGCCCGUUGUUUUUCUGCAACACGGCGUCACCCUCGCCAGCAGCUGCUUCGUGGUCCUGAACCCCAACGAGUCCCUGGCAUUCGUGCUGGCCGACGCUGGCUUUGACGUGUGGAUGGGCAACACGAGGGGCAACACCUACUCCAGGAACCAUGUGUCCCUCAACAACUACCAAGCAGAGUUCUGGCACUUCAGCAUAGACGAGCUGUCCUUGAUCGACCUCCCCACCAUGAUCGAUUUCACUUUGGCAAAAACGGAUGCCAAGAAAACAGCUUACAUUGGUCACUCCCAGGGCAGCACCCUCGCGUUUGCGCUGCUGUCGGCCAUACCAGAGUACAAUGACAGACUCUCGGUGGUCAACCACAUGGGCCCGGUGGUCUUUGUGGACUCUCUGCAGUUCAUCAGCCCAGAUGACUACCUUGCCAUCUGGCGCACGUGGCCAUCGGGCGUGGGGUCGCGCAACCUGCAGCACUGGGCCCAGAUGUUCCGGGACAGGAAGCCCACUUUUGCGCAAUACGACUUUGGCACGCUCUGCAAUCGCACCAAGUGGGUUAAAGGCCACCGGCUGGAGCCCCACCCCAUGAAGGAGUCCUGCAACCAGGCCAAGUACGGCUCCAAGAUCCCGCCAUCAUACGACAUCUCGCGCAUCAGGGCGCCUCAGGCCUACUUUCUAGCAGAGUACGACGUCCUCACAAUGGCCUACGACACGCGGGAGCAGUUCAGGCGCGUCCCGGCCAACGUGAGCGUCGGGCAGUUUAUCUACGCCGGCUACGGCCACAUGGACUUCGUGUGGGACCGCAACCGCAAGCAUGCCGACGAGAUGGUUGACGUCAUGCUGAGGUACGCACCAGGGACGUACUGA
Molecule: messenger RNA, 1410 nt
Organism: Monoraphidium neglectum
Lineage: Eukaryota; Viridiplantae; Chlorophyta; Chlorophyceae; Sphaeropleales; Selenastraceae
Product: lipase A, lysosomal acid, cholesterol esterase
Exons: 15
Coding region: 1-1410 (469 amino acids)
Biological process (GO): lipid metabolic process
Source: RefSeq, a predicted model, not a curated record